CCGAGUUUCAAAUCGGUCGGGGUCGGCGAGGUGAAGCUGUGCGGAGCGCGGGGUUCCGCGUCGGAGCGGGAGUUUGGCAGGCAGAGGAGAGUGGGCCAGGCCGAUGGCAUCUCAAUGUCAGAGCAUGAAGACCACCCGCCGGCCAUCCCUCCUGAAGGAGGAGCAGGACGCGGAGGUGAUGCCCGCAGCCCCAGGCCAUCAGGAGAUGAGCACGGGCCCCCUGGGCUCCCUGUGCAGACAGUUCCAGAGGAGGCUACCCCUGAGAACAGUCAGCCUCAACCUGGGGGUAGGCCCAUCCUGGAAACGCCUGGAAACCCCAGAGCCAGCGCAGCAAGGUCUCCAGGCUGCAGCUCGCUCAGCUAAGAACGCCUUGGGUGCCAUGUCCCAGAGGAUCCAGCAGUCCUGCCAAAGUGGAACCAAGUGGCUGAUGGAGACACAGGUGACGGCAAGGAGGAGGAAGAGAGUAGCACAGAAAGGCAGAGCCUCCCCACCUCCUAGCCUGAGCCAAAGGGGCACCAGGCUAUGUGGAGCCACCUGGGGCUCUCAGGAGAGGGAGCACUCCAGUCACUCAGCCCAGGUGCCUCGAUCCCACCAGCGAAGGCGGUUGAGGAGGGAGGCCGCCCUCCGGAGCCCCUACUCCUCAGCAGAGCCCCUCUGUUCUCCCAAUGAGUCAGACAGUGACCUGGAACCCGUGGGUGCAGGAAUCCAACAUCUCCAGAAGCUGUCCCGAAAACUGGAUGAGGCUAUUAUGGCUGCAGAGAGUAGUGACAUGGCCUGCCCCCUCAUCUGUGACUGAGGACAGCACCCUGCAGGAAUUGAGCCCUGCCUGGCUACCACCCAUCCUCACACCCAUGAUGCCUGCCACCCACCCCCGAGAGCUUCCCGAGGAAACACCACAUUCUCACCCCUGGGUCACUGCUAACAAGACUCUGACUAACCCAGCACACUGGCCUUCAGCCACACCUGGGCCCAGUAAUGACUCUGCCACAUCCUGCAGUGACUUGGGGAGAAGCAGGGAAUUGCUCCUGUUCCCCCAGAAGACUGGAGCCUAAAACUCAUCCCACACCAGAGCCCAGUGGUUGCCUCUGAGCCUUGAGUCCAGUAGCAAAGGCUUGAGGGAGUCACCAUGAACUCAUAGCCUAUAUUUCCAGGGUAGGGGUUCCUGUUCCCUGCUCUGAAGGAAGGGAGAGGAGAUAUUCCAGACUUUCCCAACAUGGUGCCUAUUCAUCAGCACAGAGGCAUUGUGGGUAGGAAG
Molecule: messenger RNA, 1255 nt
Organism: Dipodomys ordii (Ord's kangaroo rat)
Lineage: Eukaryota; Metazoa; Chordata; Mammalia; Rodentia; Heteromyidae
Gene: Pimreg
Product: family with sequence similarity 64, member A
Exons: 6
Coding region: 104-796 (230 amino acids)
Source: RefSeq, a predicted model, not a curated record